Chiloscyllium plagiosum (whitespotted bambooshark) is the source of this 623-nucleotide messenger RNA. NCBI's taxonomy places the organism in Eukaryota, Metazoa, Chordata, Chondrichthyes, Orectolobiformes, Hemiscylliidae. The record is from RefSeq and is a predicted model, not a curated record.
AUGCGCCGGGGGGCGGGGCGCUCUCUCUCUCCCUCUCUCUGCGGCGCCGGCUGCCUCCGAGAGCCGCUCCCGGCGGUGUCCGCCCCCACCCCCCCCUUCUCCUCUCCGAGGCCCGGGCUCGCUCUCUCUCUCGGUGGCUCCCCGCUUCCUGUCCGAGGCCGGCGCUCUCUGUGUCGGGGGGGGGGGGGGGGGGGUGAGGGGGGGCCUGCUCGCUCUCAGUCUCCGCUCCCUCUCCCGGCCUCGCGCUCUCUCUCUCUCUCUCUGUGUGUGUGUGUGUGUGCAGGCCCCGCUCGAGCGGGUGGCCGGCCGGGCGCGCUCGCGCUCUCCCUCCGAGUUCAAACCCUACUUUCCGUUACCAGGCUCUGGCCGCCCCCUGCCGCCGAUGGAGCUUUUGACGGGCGCGCGGGAGAUUACCAUGACAAUGGAACGCUGGGCGCCUCGGGAUUCCACAGUGCAGGCGAAUCACACCCCGCCGCCCAUCCCCCCCCUCGCCGCUGCACUCUGAUUGGCCGAGGACCCACGUGGUGCAUGUACGGUCCUUGUUUUGCAAUGACAGUAGUAACAAACAGCACAGCAGCUUGGCAAAUGUCCAUUUUAUUCAUGUAAAAUGUGAUACAGGAAAC